Messenger RNA from Micropterus dolomieu (smallmouth bass), 5797 nucleotides. It is a transcript of the gene acss2, whose product is annotated as acyl-CoA synthetase short chain family member 2. Gene Ontology annotation, biological process: acetyl-CoA biosynthetic process. Lineage: Eukaryota; Metazoa; Chordata; Actinopteri; Centrarchiformes; Centrarchidae. Gene Ontology annotation, cellular component: cytoplasm. The record is from RefSeq and is a predicted model, not a curated record. The transcript is spliced from 19 exons. Gene Ontology annotation, molecular function: acetyl-CoA synthetase activity.
AGAAGAAGCAGUAACUGUCACCGCUGGGACGAAAACAGUUCACCUUCGCCCUCCAGGACAGCAUGAAACACACUCUGCUGACUGAAAGGAGCCUUUAAUUUAACAUUUACAAAGACAUUAAGUCCGUAGAGCGGAAACGGAAAGGCCUCCUUUUAGCGCGCAGGUGCAUCUGGCUCCUUUUCUUCUUCUGCAGGAGUGAGCUAGCUUAGGCUGUUAGCUUAGCAGAACACCCACUCACCCGUGUCCGUCCGUGCAGGACUUUUUACCCUCAGGAGCGACGAGAUCCGGCCGGAGCGGCACCAACACUGCCCUGGAUUUUAUUUUACAACAGCAGCUGCGCGUAUCGGGUCCAAACGCGGCGUUUGCACGCACAGUUUCGACAAAAAAGCAACAACAAACAUCCUGCAAAACAAGGAAGUCUGAAUGAACUUUACUGCUAGCCUGCUAGCACCUAGCCAGCCCUGGAGUUUCAUUGUGCAGCUUGCUCCUGCAGCUGAAGGGGGUCUCGUCGCCUUCGUCCCGCUGUGCUGAUAUUGAUUAUCUGAAAGCAUCUCGGCGUGGAGUCGAUAUUUCGAUCGCUAUCUAACGGAGCCAGUCAGUUUCAGAGAUGAUUCCCGACAAAGCGCCGAAGGAAGACGUCUUCCACGGGUCUGAGGACCUGAAGAAGGAGGCUCACAUCCCCAGCUUUGAUAAAUAUAAAGAGCUCUACUUGAAAUCUAUAGAGAGUCCUGAUGAGUUCUGGGGUGACUUCGCAAAAGAUUUCUUUUGGAAGACCAAACACACGGGUCAGUUCUUCGACUACAACUUCGAUGUGACUAAAGGAGAAAUAUUCAUCAAGUGCAUGGAGGGAGCUUCCACCAACAUCUGCUACAACGUCCUCGACUGCAACGUCCACGAGAGGAAACUUGGCGAUAAAGUGGCCUUCUACUGGGAAGGCAACGAGCCUGGUGAUGAGUUGACGGUGACCUACAGAGAGCUGCUGCACAGGGUCUGUCAGUUUGCCAACGUCCUGAAGUCUCAGGAUGUGAAAAAGGGCGACCGUGUGUCCAUUUACAUGCCCAUGGUGGUGGAGCUGGUGGUAGCCAUGUUGGCCUGCGCCCGCAUCGGUGCAGUUCACUCCAUAGUGUUUGCAGGUUUUUCUGCUGAGUCUCUGUGUGAGAGGAUCCUGGACUCACAGUGUACACUGCUCGUCACAGCAGAUGGGUUCUAUCGAGGAGAUAAGCUGAUCAACCUGAAGCUCAUAGCUGACGAAGCACUGCAGAAAUGCAGGAACAAGGGUUUCCCAGUACACAGGUGUAUAAUGCUGAAGCACUUGUCUAAAGAAGCAGAAGACACUCCCCUGGGCUCUCAGUCUCCUCCCGCCAAACGAUCCUGCCCUGAUCUGCAGCAGGAGAAACAGACAGGGAGAGUAAAGAAAACACGUCCUGUUCCGCAGGUCCCGUGGAACCCCGAGGUGGACUUGUGUUGGCACACACUCGUACGUGGUGCUUCAGUUGAGUGUGAACCAGAGUGGUGCGAUUCAGAAGAUCCUCUCUUCAUCCUCUACACCAGUGGCUCAACCGGCAAACCAAAGGGAGUUCUUCACACCGUCGGCGGCUACAUGCUCUACACUGCCGCCACCUUCAAACUGGUGUUUGACUACCAACCCAAUGAUGUCUACUGGUGCACGGCAGACAUUGGUUGGAUCACCGGACACUCCUACAUCACCUACGGCCCGCUGGCCAAUGGGGCCACCAGUGUGCUAUUUGAGGGCCUGCCCACUUACCCAGAUGUUAGCCGGAUGUGGGAGAUAGUGGAUAAAUAUCUUGUGACCAAGUUCUACACGGCUCCGACCGCCAUCAGAUUGCUGAUGAAGUACGGCAGUGAGCCGGUGCAGAAGUAUAAGCGAGAGUCUCUGAAGAUUUUGGGGACGGUGGGAGAGCCCAUCAACCCUUAGGCCUGGCAGUGGUACUACACUGUGGUGGGAGAGAAGAGAUGCCCUGUUGUUGACACCUUCUGGCAGACAGAAACUGGUGGACAUGUGUUGACUGCUCUACCUGCAGCCACGCCCAUGAAACCUGGAUCCGCUACGUUCCCGUUCUUCGGAGUGGUGCCGGCCAUCUUGAAUGAGUCCGGAGAGGAGCUGGAGGGGCCAAGUGAAGGAUACCUGGUGUUCAAACAGCCGUGGCCUGGUGUGAUGAGGACGGUGUACGGAAACCAUCAGAGGUUCGAAACAACCUACUUCAAGAAGUUCCCCGGAUAUUACGUCACAGGAGACGGUUGCCGUAGAGAUAAGGACGGCUACUAUUGGAUAACAGGAAGGAUAGACGACAUGCUGAAUGUUUCAGGUCACUUAUUGAGUACGGCGGAGGUGGAGUCGGCUCUGGUCGAGCACGAGGCCGUUGCCGAGGCUGCUGUGGUGGGCAGACCUCAUCCUGUCAAAGGAGAGAGCCUCUACUGCUUCGUAACUCUCAAUGAUGGAGUGACGUUCAACCGCACGCUGGAGGCACAACUCAGAAAACAAGUACGGGAGAAGAUCGGUGCCAUUGCAACACCAGACUACAUCCAAGAUGCUCCAGGACUCCCCAAGACCCGAUCUGGUAAAAUCAUGCGACGGGUGCUCCGAAAAAUCGCCUGCGACGAACGAGACCUAGGCGACAUCUCCACGCUGGCCGACUCCUCGGUCGUCGAGCAGCUCUUCCAGAACAGAUGCUGCACCGCCGUGUGACGGCCUCCAGGAUCCUCCCGGGGGGAGGCGCCAACUGCAGCCGCACGCUAGCGGCCACAAACCCAACCAGGGAAGAGGAGGAGGAGAAGAAAUUCCGUGGUCUUUACAACAAACAACCUUUAGCUCCUGAUGAGUAUCACCAUGGUGCAGCGGAGCCUGAAUUUAAAAUGACGCCACUGUCCUUAUAUGUAGGAACAGCAGCAGGUAGAGACAUAACGGCUGGCUGGUUACUGGGCGAUAUUUCCCACUUCUGUAACUGUGUUAAUUACUAAUUUUACAACAACAAACACAGUCUAGGAAUUAUAUUAUUAUAUUAUUAAGUAUGUCAGUCUGUUAGUUUAAAUGUUUUCCAGAAGCUGACAGAAUUGCUGCUGUUAAAAACAAAGCAGUGGUGUGUGAGACAGCGAGAAGCCAGAGGUUGUUUCAGUACAAGACCGUACUGCAGUGGAGCUGUGUCGAAGAGGUAGAACAGGUUUACACGUCAUUUGGUUUUAUCCUAUCCUAUCCUGGUUUUAGCCAAUAACACACUGCAAUAUCUGCUACUAAACUGCUCGGUAAUGGUGUACACAUUGAGUACUUGUACAGUACUGUUGCACCACAGUGAGUCCCGUGUCACUACAAUAGAUUUCCUGUGGUUAAAAGAUGAGUUUCCACUCUGGAAUAAGGCUAAUGUGACGUGCUACCUGUAACUACCCUGUAGUUAAUAUAACAAGUUGUCUCCUCCCCUCGCUCGCUGCCAUAGUACUGUUAUGUACACUGAUAAUUAGCUAAAUCUGAAAAAGCUCAGUAUUUCUACUAGUUCUAAUUUCUGUUAUGCUUUUUAUUUUUAAACAUUUAGACUUGUGUCAUUUUUUCAUUUUUACGGACUUUUGGUGGGUAUUUCUGUUUGUGUGUCUGCACGCUUCUAUGAUUUUAUUUCUUCUAUUCUUUUUUAAGUCGCAGGGAAGUGAUCAGGCUCUCCUAUCAGUCUGGUGGAGACUGGGAAAGUGUUCAGCGCUGUGUAGCUCAGGACAACAAACGGUCGGUUGAAGGGGAAAAAAGCGUAUUAAUAACUCAUUUAGUCUUCUCGUGUUUAAGUACUGUGAUGUGUCUAGACUCCACAUUUGAUUACUAAAUCAGAGUUUACAGUGUCUGUGAUUAAAAUAAGGUACCAAAGUCAAUCCCAAAUGGCUGUAAUUAUGUUAGAGUAUGAUUUGAAUUUGGGAAAAUAAUAAACAAUUUUUUUUGUGUGACAGCUACAAUCUUUUUCUCGACUAAUAACCAGGAAAGUGUGGCUGCUAUAAAAAUAUUAAUACACAGCAAAGUCCAUUAAAUCAAAGCAAAGGCUCUGUUAAGAACUUAUUUACUUUAUUCACGGCUUCAGUUCCCGUUGGCAAAAGAACAUCAGUAUGUAAGUCAUUCAGAAAGCAUAAGGCUGUUGUUAUUCUAUUAUUUUAAUUAUUUUCUGUCAACAUAAUCCACAAAAAGACGAGAAAAGACCAAAACCAACAUGUCAGUCCGUCUCUCAGCCCAUUGGUUCCUACUGAAGACUUAAAUCUUAAAAAACACCUCACAAAUAUACAGAUUAAUUUUGACACUGUUGUUUUUAGGACAAUGUAACUCACACAGGAGAUAAUGUUGCAGUUGUUGGGGACUAUUUUCAGCAGCGGAUGAAUCCACAUGUGGUGCUCUAGUGAGUAUUUUGGGCAGCAGGACGGUGUCUGUGAGAUUCAUCAGGCUGUGACACACAGUACUUGUUAGGAGAUGUUUUGGUCUCUUUAUGGGAUUUCUUGACAAUAAGAACAUCUAGAAUAUCACCAGACUUCCUUUAUCCUUUAGAUAUUGAAGGAGAAUGUGGGUAAAAAACGGUCUACAACUUUUUUUAUUUUAUCUUUCUGUGCUAAGAGACUGAAGUCAAGGUUGAAGCAGCAUUCACAGCAUAAAAUUUGUCAAAAACAACCGAACCAGGAGCUCAUUUGGAGCUUGAGGAGAUUCUACUCUUUAGUUUCCAACUUGUGCGAUUUUUUUUUUUUUUUUUUGAGAAUGAUUUGAUUCAUUCGAGCGACGUGAAGCAGGACCUCGUACAGAUCUCAUCAGCUUUUCAUUGUUUAUCUUUUUUUAAUGUGUUGUUUGUGUCUCUAUGUGCCAACAUAAGUAACAGCAGAGCUGGGUCUAUAAAGCUAAUAUUUGUAUCUAAUGUUCUAAAAGAAAAAUGCAGCUGCAUAUUUGAUUCAGAAGGGUUUUUGUCUGUAAUAACUGGUGAAGGAAAGAGAAUUUUGCUGUUUUUCUUCUCUGUCCAUCUUCAGUUUUGUGUUGUUUUGAUUUCCCUGUUUGUAUCGACGUAUAUUCAAUGACAGUAAAUGUACAUGACUACUGCCUCUCGCCCUCUGUCACUGGCUUUUCCUUUUAAAACCGUUUUAACAGAAAUAUGCUUUUUCCCUGAAGGUUCAUGGCGAUCAAAAUCCACUCCAAACACCUCACGUUGUCUUUUGGUGUGUCAAAUGUUUUCACUGCCAGUGAGUGUAUAAUUCAAAGAUUUUUAUGAAAAUGUAUUCAGUAUAAUCACAUAGCUAGAAUAAGAAACUGUAGAAACACUAGCAAUCAUUUCCAAGUUAUUAAAAGUAAGGCUAAGAGCAAUAAUUAUUAUGACGUAAGAGGGUUUAAUUUUUAUUUCUCAUUGUUUUUACAAAGUCACCCCAUGUUGUGCUGAGCUGCAGCGAUAGAAUAAGAGUUUAAAAGCUGUCGACACACUCAGGAAUGAAAGAAGGUAAAAUGAAAAUGUUUUUAAUGAUGCUUUUUAGAUUAGAAGUGGUGGUGUUAAUGUCGCAAUCUAACUUUGAGAAUGAAGAGCUACCAAACUUUUUAUAACUGAAAAAGUAUCCCACAAAAUUAAAGUUUGUACACUUAAAAAAAAAAAAAAGAACCUAAAUAAAGUUAGAGGUACUGUGACAAAAAGAUUCUGACUGUUAAAAGACAAAUGGAGCCUGAAUAUAUGGCAUUUAAUGUCACAAUUAAAAUGGGAAUUUGUCAUUAGCACAACUCAUGAAAUGAUUAACUGCAGAACUCGCUUUGCUGGAAAUUGUUCAUGCAAUUAAAGCUGCUUUUAAGACA